UUGAUUGAUGGGAGGGACCGCUGUGUUCCAAUGGUAUAGGCGUUUGUUCGUACACGUUGUUUGACAGACUGUGAAGAUGGUUGAGAAGAUGCUGCUGGAAUUGUUGUCGUUGGAGAAGUCUCUGGGCUUGAAAAAGACAAACAAAUACAGCACCCAAGGAGAGAAGGUUCCAGUUCUUCAGACAAAUAAUGGACCAAGUUUAAUAGGACUGACCACCAUUGCUGCUCAUCUAGUGAAAGAAGCUCAACAGAAGCAGCUGCUGGGAAGCACAGCAGAAGAGAAGGCAAUUGUGCAGCAAUGGUUAGAAUACAGAGUAACCCAGAUAGAUGGCCACCGUGGUAAAGAUGAGACCAGAAUUAUCCUCAAGGAUCUUAACCAGUAUCUUGAAGAUAAAGUUUACCUGGCGGGAGAUAACUUCACUUUAGCAGACAUUUUGGUUUACUAUGGACUUCAUCCUAUUAUGACUGAGCUUUCUGUCCAGGAGAAGGAGAAGUAUGUAAAUGUGUCCCGGUGGUUUAACCACAUUCAGCAUUACCCAGGCAUCCGCCAGCAUUUGCCUUCUGUAGUGGUGCUGAAGAACCGUCUCUACACCAGUGGUCACUAGGAGAAACUUGUCAUAUGCAUUAAUUUAAACAAGAACUACUCAUUGGGGGUAAGAACAGGGAAUAUCACAUACAGUUUGACUGUAGAACAAACUCAUAUGUCUGUCUGUUAAAGUUGCUGGCCAAAAAGUUUUCACACCAACCAAAAUUGUACAAUGUUAUGGAAAUCAAGGUAGAACUGAACUAAAAACGUGUAAAACUGCAUAAAAAGCAAAGUCCUUAGCCAGACAAAACAGAGUGGGGUCUUUUCUUAUGAACGAAACAUCACAUACCCCUUUAAGUAUUUUGUGAAUGUAAUACAGUGGUCCGUAAACCACACCUGAGAAUAAACACCAGUGGAAAAAUGUCUGCAUUUAGAACCAAGGACAGGAUCUACUUCUAUUUGUGCAGCAAUAUUUAAUGAACUAAUAUUCUUCAAUUCACAUUCAGUAGAAGACCAUGGAAUUUGGAUUAUAAUUAUACUUUUAAAAUACAUAAUGUUUAGCUUUUCAAAGGGAAUUAUGGAGAUGUCUGUGCCAGAUAAUGCAAAACUGGAAAUACUCCUGACUUGAACGAAUGUGUGGCCUAUUAAAAUAUGUAUAGCUGGGGAAUCAAUGUAUAUGACCUCUGAAGGCCACUGAAACUUUGGCAUUAUCAAAACAAAAAUUAUGAAGUGGAACUUUAAAGAAACUGAAUUAUUAUUGAGGUGGUGGUAGUCUUUUUUAAAGUGGAAGUAUAUUUAUUUAAUAGUGGAAUACAACUGUAAAACUAAUAAUAUUAAUAAUAGUACAGUUAAAUAUACAUAGCAUUUUUAGUCCUUAGGUGAAGGUGUAGGCAUAAAAAUCAGAAUAUAAUUAUCUUUAGGUAAUUGGUUCAAAUACUAGUAUUUUGUCUGUUUGCUUCAGCAUAUGCAUCCAUAUUUGUCAAUCCAUUAUUGUAAGAGAAAAUAAAUGUCUUAAGUAUGUCUGGGGUCCUUUUGUUAUAACCAUUUUAUUAAAAUCAUUCAAUGUAACAUUUCGAUUCUUGAAAUGUAUUUGUUUACGACUGUAAGUCGCCCUGCAUAAGGGCGUCUGCUAAGAAAGAAAUAAAUAACAUGAGCCUUUUCAUCAAA
This is a messenger RNA of Acipenser ruthenus (sterlet), 1692 nucleotides long. RefSeq names its product eukaryotic translation elongation factor 1 epsilon 1 (gene eef1e1). Gene Ontology annotation, biological process: positive regulation of DNA damage response, signal transduction by p53 class mediator. The record is from RefSeq and is a predicted model, not a curated record. Bases 77 to 604 code for a protein of 175 amino acids. NCBI's taxonomy places the organism in Eukaryota, Metazoa, Chordata, Actinopteri, Acipenseriformes, Acipenseridae. The transcript has 4 exons. Gene Ontology annotation, cellular component: cytoplasm; nucleus; aminoacyl-tRNA synthetase multienzyme complex.